ACUUGAAAAUUUGGGAUCAUUAAAUCCAAUGUACACAGCACAUGUACCACGAGAAGACGGCCGUUAAAUAGCUAAUUAAACAUGCUUCUGUCUAUAUUUGACGUAUGGUAUAGUAUUACCGCAAACAUGGAAUCGAGAGCAGAAUGACAGCGUUAUAUUUGUGCUUGGGAUAAUUUUUCUUCCUGUAGUAUGAUAAGAAGAGGAAAAACAUAAUUCUGUAUAGAAAGAAAACUUAGCAAACGCAUGUCAAAAAACUGAUGUCAAACCGAAUAAAAGGAGGAAAACAGUGUGUCAAUCUCCUGGUUUUUGUAGUUCUGCGUUGAAGACAGUUGAAAGUCUCGUGUAUAUCAAAGUGGAACGAUUGUUUAAUUAAUGGUGUUUACCUCUGUUCAAUUUAAACACAAGGAUUUCUCUAUUCUAAUCUUAAGUUUAAUGGAAGAGUUUGUCGAAUUUUGGAGAAAACGUUAUGCAAUUUUUAUGGUGAAAAAAAUUAGUUUAUUACCGUGAUUCCGUGUGCCCUAACGUUUUAUCCGAUAAGUGAAGAUGGCGCACAUGCAGCAGAGAGUUGUUAGAAUCAUAUCUAAAUCUCCAUCGCAGAGGAAUGAAGCGGAAAUUCAGCUGGUGUUACCUUGGCUGCGGAAAAAGAGUGCAUUAUUCACGGAACUGGAUAAAAGUGUUUUGACAGAUGUAAUACGAAACUGUGCGUACCUGAAAGCUUUUAAAGACGAUGUUAUCAUAGUUCAGGGCGAAAAGGGAAACAGCUUCUUCAUAAUGUUGACUGGUAAAACGUCAGUGCUCAUCGAUACCCAGAAAUCAGACGAUGACGCCCUACCACCAGACGACACGAAUCAGACGAUAGAUUCUUCAAUAAUGGACAGAAAAACCGAGGAUGGAGACGAUGGUGCAGACGAUUGUAAGAACAAACAGGAAAAGAACAAACAGUCUGGAGUGACAAAAGCAGUGGAGAGGUCAAAGUUCGGGAAAUUCAUUAUUCAUUAUGAGGAGGGGAAAAGUUUCGGUGAGUUGGCCCUGAUGUCAGAGGAUUCGGUACGUAACGCUACCGUGAUAGCAGACGAGGAAACCGACCUCCUGGUCAUUAGUAGGGAACUUUUCAACCGUUCCAUGAAGGCCAAGCAAGAGGAGGAGUACCGUGAAAGACGAGAUUUCAUCAAAACGUGUCCUUUCUUUAGUAACUGGUCCCCCAAAUUCAAGAAACUACUGGAGAUGAGUUUAAGAAAAGAACACUACUAUUACGGAUCUACUAUUGUUAAGCAAGGAAACCCACCUCCGGGGCUACUCUUUAUAGUUCAAGGACAAGCGAAGAUAGUUAUGAAUCCGACUCAGCAUUCCUGUCAAUACCCAAGUAUUCUCAUUCAGAAGUCUGUACCUAUACAAAAUCAGCUGAAUGGGUUGAAUCAUAUAAAACCAAGAGGGGAGACGGAGCGUGAUGUGCUACAGCAACAUGUGCGCGUGCGCAGGCGAGACGGUUACGUAGCUGCCGAGAAACGUCAUCGAAGUAUGUCUGUCGAACUCUGCUGUGUGGAAAAGCACGACGUCAUAGGUGACAUUGAGAUGGCAUUAGAACUCGACACUUCCGUCAAUUCUGUCAUAUGCAACUCCAAUGCGACUGUAAUGGUACUGGAUGCAAAGAAUUACGAUCGCUUGGUAGCAAAGAAAAACCCGCAAACGAUCACCAAGAUAUGUCAGAGGGCUUUGCAAAAGUUACAGUGCCGUUGUCAUACAACCAAGGGGUCAAAAAUCCCAUUGUUGAAUAAUCUUGUUGAAAAACUAAGAGAAAAAUUACCUAAAAGACAAAUUAACAUUCAGCUUCGGCAACAGAUUACUGAGUUAGACAAAGAAAAGGAACAACUGAUGGAGCAGUUGAUCGAUCUGUAUCUCAAAGGCAAAGUGCCUAUGAUUGAACCGUUCGUUCCUAAUGCUCUCUAUUAUCGAAACAAGACGAUAAGAAGGGCAGAGAUGAUGGAGCAUAGAAACAAACUGGCCAAAGGUAUAGCACAGUCGGGAAAGCGAAGCUUGUACCAGGUGCCAAAAAGAAAAGUUGCUAGAAGUAUGAAGCAACUGAAAACUGCUAAUGCUGAACAGGAGUUGCUAAGCCCUUCAAUGAGUAGGAUCAGACCGUUCAGCGAUUAUGGAAUGACGGUUCAACGUAAUGUUCAACAACGACCACGUACUGCCAUAGGAUUGACAAGUCUAGCAUCGAUGAAAGAGCGAACCCGUCCGGUUUCAGAGAAUGAUCGAGUAUUCUUAACUGAAUGUGGAGAUUUAGAGGGUGAAAGGGACAACAUGAUGAUCACUGAUAAUGAUAGUUUGUUUAAACAAUUGGACAACAUUCAUCGAGAAAAGUACGAAAAUAGAUCCAGAAUCAUCUGCUCCGCCACAGCUAGAGAAGAACUGAUAAACGAUAUGCGGGUUUUCAAUGGCAAAUCUAGCGAGAUAACUUUACCAAACGACGAUGCAUAUUUUGACUGGGAGACUAGCGAAGGAAAUCUUAUCAGACUGGAAGAUAAAAUAAAAGGUUUCUGUGACAAACUUGAGAAGACAACAAACAAUAAGGACGCACCAAAAGUGUCGCAUCUAAAAAGAUUUUCUAUCCAGGAUGACCGAGAUGAAAACAACUUCGAACUUAAAGUUCCCAAACCAGGGGGUACUGUAUUCGUUCGCACCAAGGUCUGCAACAGUCAUGAAUCGCCAUCUUCGGAUGAAGUCCACCAGCAUGUGCGUAGAUUUGUUUUAACAAGGGAAAGUAGUAGCGGAGAUCAAAUUCAACUUCCAGACCGACCUAAAUCGGCAUUUGCUGGCUCAAGACAACGGAGAUAGCACUAGCAUGAAUAUGCUAUAGUUGAAACAAAAAUACCAUCCUUCCCACUUAGGAUACAGCUGUAAGGAAUUUCGAAGAUACCCGGUUUUGGGAUCAUGAAACAGACUUGUACUUCAGUCAAUAUUUCAGUCUUAUGCAAGAUGUUUAUUAACUAGAGAACAGUAUUAUGGUGAUAUGAUUUUACAGAAAACAUCUGCGGAGCUGCUUGGUUUCUAUGAUUUUGAUAAAGUGAACGUUUCAUGAUCCCAGGGCCAGGUCUUGGAAUCAUGCUCAUUGUUAUUUAUGACAUAUGGAACUUGAACAUAUUAUCUUUACUUGUUUUAGGAUAUCAUAAGAUGAUACAAAAUAAACAUGUUGAUAAUUUAUGAA
Molecule: messenger RNA, 3208 nt
Organism: Ostrea edulis (European flat oyster)
Lineage: Eukaryota; Metazoa; Mollusca; Bivalvia; Ostreida; Ostreidae
Exons: 9
Coding region: 544-2838 (764 amino acids)
Source: RefSeq, a predicted model, not a curated record